Polistes canadensis is the source of this 1964-nucleotide messenger RNA. RefSeq names its product homeobox protein OTX1-like. The transcript has 4 exons. Gene Ontology annotation, cellular component: nucleus. Gene Ontology annotation, biological process: regulation of transcription by RNA polymerase II. NCBI's taxonomy places the organism in Eukaryota, Metazoa, Arthropoda, Insecta, Hymenoptera, Vespidae. Gene Ontology annotation, molecular function: RNA polymerase II cis-regulatory region sequence-specific DNA binding; DNA-binding transcription factor activity, RNA polymerase II-specific. The annotation marks the transcript as partial. The record is from RefSeq and is a predicted model, not a curated record.
AUCAUCCUGGACAAGGUGAUAUCCCUGAGAAACACGACGGUGGACUUGCUAUUGAGGGAUACCAAUAGUGAACGCCAAAUCGAGGAGGACACCAACGACGUGAUUCCGACGAACAUCGACAAGUUGCAGGUGGAGGAGUUCGUGAUUAGCGACGAGACGAGCUACAAGUAUCCUGUGAAAAUAGAAAAAUCAGAGUUCAAUAUAACUCAAGAUUGUAACAAUAAAGAUUGUUUUUGGUACGAGAACAAUAGAACGGACAGAAGGAUAGAAUACGUUGGCAAUUGUGGAAGUGAUAGUGAUAGUGGGUGUAAUUGGAAAGAAAAUAACAAUAGCAACAUUAGUAGGAGCGAUAACGAAUCAACGGUGGCGGGUGACCUGGCUUGCCUCGCGGGAUAUAUGGCGGGGKAUUUGAAGGCAGCGGGUGCCACUUGUACCCCAACCGGAAGUCAUCAAUACCACCCCCACAGUAGCGCUGCUAUGGCAUUUGGAACGCAUCCACAUCCACAUUCUCAUCCGCAUCCUGGAGCUGCCCAUUCAGGGAUAUCGACGCAUUUUGCUCUUGCUGGUCACGGGCACCCCCAUCCUCACCCGUUGGAACAUAGCCUUGCAUUUCCACAAGGUAUGAAUCAGCGCAAGCAACGACGCGAGAGAACGACCUUCACGCGUGCUCAAUUGGACGUGCUGGAAGGUCUCUUCUCGAAGACUAGAUAUCCGGAUAUUUUUAUGAGAGAGGAAGUUGCCGUUAAGAUCAACUUGCCUGAAUCCAGAGUACAGGUAUGGUUCAAAAAUCGUCGAGCGAAAUGUAGACAACAAAUACAGCAACAGCAGCAGCAGCAGCAUCAACAACAGCAGCAACAACAAAAUUCACCUAAGGGUUCCUCGCCGAGAGCUAAUCAAGCGCAGAGCAAUGUUAAUCAAAACGGUAAAAUGGUGGCGACGACAAAUUCGUCCAGGCAAUCCAGCCGACGUUCCUCGCCCGUUUCCCCGCCACGUGGCCGAGAAGCUCCAAACUCUAACUCACCUUUGUUACCGACGAGCUCUUCUUAUCCUCGACUUGGUCUGACUCCGACCGGUGGCAGUGGUGCUAAUAGUGCUCUUACGACACCUUCUCCUCCGCUGACACCUGGAUCGAGUCAACUGCCACCAUCGGCCUAUCCUCUACCGAUUAACCAAAUACACCACACUGAUUAUAGUUUUGCGUGGAGUUCUGCUACGCCCGCAUCCGUGAAUCCGAAUCCGGUUUAUCCAGCGCAGACUUACAAUGCCUACUCGAAUGCGUACGCUACCAGCGAUUAUUAUCAAACUCAAAUAUCGCACAUGCAUCCUAGUCCACAGGGUAACUAUCAUCAUGCACAGUAUCACCAUAAUGUGGCUGUUAGCUCACCGUUAUCACAUCUAACCACUCAGCAGCAUCCUCAGCAUCAUCCUCAACAUCAGCAGCAUCCCCAACACCAUCACCAACAGCAUACACAACAUCCCCAGCAACAUACUCAACAACUUACCCAGCAGCAUACGCCGCAGCAUUCCCAGCAACAUACGCAGCAUACGCAGCAUACCCAACAACAUCAACAACCACCUACCCAGUCCAGCAAUAAUGAAAUGACCAAUGCUAAUGGUGACGCUGAAAACGAAGCUUACGUCCUACCGGAUCCUAAAUAUUCACCGAUAGUAUAGCGCUCCACUAGGUCCUCAGGGAUCUUUCAUCGUGGACAAGAAAUUAUCGGGAGCGUUCCUAAUUCAUUAACGGCAUCAUCUUUGUCUUCACCAUAUCAUUGGCGUAUUAACAAUGUACCUAUUUGUCAUGAAAUCAAUGGGAGCCUCGAUUCCUCCGAUGACAAUUAAUUCAAUAAUAUUUUGCUCGAUAAUUUAUCCACAACGGAUUUAAAUAUUUAUAAUUUUAUUUUUAUAUCGUUUUUUUAAUCUCUAAAGCAAGAAGUCUUAUCUUUUCUUUAAAAAAAAAAAAA